AUGCUUUUUUUGAUCCCACAUCCUGUCAUUGAGACUCUCAAUGGCCGUCGCACACAUGGAUUCAAUCCUGGAUCCGCCUGGUUCCUUGAUAAAAAAGAUGCACGCUCGACGGGCAACAUGCGAAAGCAUGUCAAGAUUUGCUGGGGUGAUGAAGUCCUGCAGACAGCCUAUGAAGCAAAGAACAUGGAGGAAAUCCGAACAAAGAUUGUUGCCGGUAUCCUUCAUGAUGGGUCAAUAACAGAAUCGUUUGAGCAUGAAGGAAAAGGAAAGCAUACUCAAGCUGAGCUAGUUCAUUGGGUAGCGGAGAGCCUGCGGCCAUUCAACAUUGUCAAAGAUAGAGGAUUUCAGUGUUUGAUGAAGACUGGGAGACCCGAAUAUUACAUACCUUCCCCGUGA
Suillus paluster is the source of this 396-nucleotide messenger RNA. RefSeq lists its product as uncharacterized. NCBI's taxonomy places the organism in Eukaryota, Fungi, Basidiomycota, Agaricomycetes, Boletales, Suillaceae. The record is from RefSeq and is a predicted model, not a curated record. Bases 1 to 396 code for a protein of 131 amino acids. The transcript has 4 exons.